Molecule: messenger RNA, 2724 nt
Organism: Sinocyclocheilus grahami
Lineage: Eukaryota; Metazoa; Chordata; Actinopteri; Cypriniformes; Cyprinidae
Product: protein kinase C and casein kinase II substrate protein 3-like
Exons: 11
Coding region: 499-1707 (402 amino acids)
Biological process (GO): cytoskeleton organization; regulation of endocytosis; plasma membrane tubulation
Cellular component (GO): cytoplasm; endosome; plasma membrane
Molecular function (GO): protein binding; phospholipid binding
Source: RefSeq, a predicted model, not a curated record
GGAUCAAUGGGCAUAAUGCGGAGCCCCAGCAUCUAAUUUCAUCCGCGAAGACUGCUCACAGGCCUGCUGCUGUUGCUGGAAUAAUCGCUAUGAGUUUCAGUCGACGAUGGGCCUGCUUUCUAAAAACAACCUGUUGAAAGUGUUUCUCCAUGCUCCUGCCUGCUGGUAAAUGUUUAUGGGAGAUAUUAUUUCGCUGCUCGGUUGUCAUGGCAGAAAGGGAAGGUGUCUGAGCGGUGUCAACUUUUCUUCACAUGGCGCUUUUCUCGCUCUGAACGCGGUCUGCAUGCGAAUGCGCUGGAGAUAAACCGCUUCACAUCGCACCGAGGAACUCCGGGAGAGUUUGACGACGACGCGGGACAUCGCCUGAAUAAGAGCAAAACGACGAGGCCAACGAAGAGGCCGUUUUCUUGGGCAAAGCACCUCUAAUUUCUAACAUUCUCCUUUGCUUGUGUUUGACAGACAGCCGCCAUCAUUCUGUGCUGCAAGGGUGACCCCAAAAUGUCUUCCAACGGUGAUCUGCAAGACAUUGGGAGCUGGGACAGCUUCUGGGAGCCUGGGAACUACAAGAGGACGGUUAAACGCAUUGACGAUGGCUACAAACUAUGCAACGAGCUGGUCAGCUGCUUCCAGGAGCGGGCCAAGAUUGAGAAGGGCUAUUCUCAGCAGCUGAGUGACUGGGCCAGGAAAUGGAGGGGUGUUGUGGAGAAAGGCCCACAGUAUGGGACUCUGGAAAAGGCCUGGCAUGCUUUCAUGAAUGCAGCAGACAGACUGAGUGAAAUCCAUAUGGAACUAAAAGAGAAACUGGUUGUUGAGGACAGCGAAAAGAUUAGAAACUGGCAGAAGGAUGCCUUCCACAAGCAAAUGAUUGGUGGAUUCCGUGAGACCAAAGAUGCCGAUGAAGGCUUCCGCAAGGCCCAGAAACCCUGGGUCCGAAAACUGAAGGAUGUGGAGUCUACCAAAAAGAGUUAUCACCAAGCCCGGAAGGAAGAGCGCACGUCAUUGACCCGUGAAACACAUGCCAAGGCUGACCCCACCAAAUCCCAAGAUGAGGUCCGCAAGUUCACGGACCGCCUGGAGAAAUUUACCCAGGAAGCAGAAAAGCUUUGUAUUGUUACAAUGUUGGUAGCAGCGGUGGACAUGAAGGGCCCUAUCAUACACCUGGCGCAAUGCGGGGCCAGAUUUCGAGCCCUGUACCGAGACCUCGGCCAGACCAUCAACACAGCCAAUGACGCGGAGGACCUUAGGUGGUGGAGGAACACCCAUGGGCCAGGAAUGAGCAUGAAUUGGCCACAGUUUGAGGAGUGGUCACCAGAAGCAAACCGAUCCAUCAGUCGAAGAGAAAGAAACAGUCAUUCUGAUGACGUGGUCACUCUGACUAAUAUUGUCUCAGCAGGAGACGAACCCCCGAAGACUCCACAGGAAACUACAAGGGUGGGUAAAGACUACUCCUCAGACUGGUCUGAUGAAGAAAGCCCCAAAAAAUACAUCGCAGCCAACGGGGUGGACGAGGAGGAGAAGGUAGUCGGGGUUCGCGUUAGAGCGCUGUAUGAUUACACUGGGCAGGAGGCUGAUGAGCUGGGCUUUAAAGCAGGUGAAGAGUUAAUGAAGCUGGGUGAGGAGGACGAGCAGGGCUGGUGUAAAGGACAGCUGGUCAGCGGAGAAAUAGGCCUCUACCCUGCUAACUACGUUCAAGUCAUCACAUCUUGAUCACCCGCUUCGCCCUGGAUGAGACCCACACCUUCACUGUGGCAGCUGUAAGGUCACGUCACACUGAACUACAGCAGUUGUGUCCAAUACACAGUCAUGCAACUGCAUGAUGGAUUGAAUGCCACGAUACUCGAGGAGAUUCAGAGAGGAGUGCGCAGUUCAGUGUUUUCUUUUUUCUUUUCACUGACACACUAGAGAACUUUAAGAAUAGUUAGUCCCGCUUUGCCCUUGUGGUUAUUGAAAGAUCAGUGCCUUUAUUAUAAAAUGCCACAGACAUUCACAACACGGCUAUUAAUGCAGCACACGGCUGAAUGGACACAUUGUUUGUCUGAAUCAUUUUGUUCACAGGAAGACGUGCGAGUCGCCACUGUUGGAUUGUUUUGAUAGAUAAUCAUUGCAGUCCUCUUGUUUUAGUAUUUCACAUUUCAGUUACAUAUCAGAAUCAUUUCAAGUAUUUGAUCAAAUCUACGCUGACUUUCUAUAUUCAGGUUUUGCGAAUCUUUCAUGAGAAGCGUGUUAGUGUGUUGAUAUAUUUUGUGUAAUAUGUUAGAUCGUUCUAGUUAAACUGAACAUUUCUUUGGUUGUAGUUCAGAAUUGAAGGAUUCUUCAUUGUGUAUUUACCUAUGUUUUCACAAAAGAUAUAUGGAUUUAUAAUAUACAAAUUGUCACUGGGCAGAUGCUCUUACUAGUCGCCCUUUUGGAAUCGUGAUUCUAGGAUUCUUGUCAAGGGAUCCCCGGAUCCGAUCACAAAUGCAGGAUAGGAGAUUCUAAAAUCUUGUUGAUGGGACUGUUUUACUUUUUUUAAUUUAUCUUUUUUGUUUUUAUUUGGAGCGCACGAAAGUUUCUGAUGUCAAAUGAUAUAAAGUGUGAGAGAAAGGGCAAAACCUCUGGGCUUCUUGUGGGCUUGUAAAAGUGAAUGUGUGAGUGCUCAUGGGAAAUGUUUCCAUUUCCACAUGCUCUGCCUCCAGUGUGCCCCACUGUGAACAUGGUUUUACAUGAAACUACUGUAACAGCCAA